This is a messenger RNA of Salvia miltiorrhiza (redroot sage), 1513 nucleotides long. RefSeq names its product putative Peroxidase 48. The record is from RefSeq and is a predicted model, not a curated record. Bases 266 to 1387 code for a protein of 373 amino acids. The transcript is spliced from 4 exons. Lineage: Eukaryota; Viridiplantae; Streptophyta; Magnoliopsida; Lamiales; Lamiaceae. Gene Ontology annotation, molecular function: heme binding; peroxidase activity. Gene Ontology annotation, biological process: hydrogen peroxide catabolic process; response to oxidative stress. Gene Ontology annotation, cellular component: plasmodesma; plant-type cell wall.
AUGGUUCAUGACCUCACCAGUUAUCUUCCUCAUAGAAUGUGCGUACACUGCACAUAACAAAAUUUUGUUAGUCAGAUUCCAAAUUACCUAUCCACCCAUACCAUACAAUACCCAUAACUUCCAGCUGUAAGGGCAAUCUCGUCAUUUCCCCGUCGCUCCCUCAGUCCCUCUGGCGUACUAUAAAACUACCUCCUAUCAACUUCUGCAGCUCAAAACACACAAUCUAACACGCACAACACUCACAUUGAGAGAGAAGAUUUUCAUCAUGGAUCUCACAAAGAAACUAAGCAUUCUGGUUUUUCUCUUGUGCGUUCUGACCUCUUUGAAGAAUCAGAAGGCUGCAAGCGAUUCACGUUCGGUUCUCCACGAUCCAUCGGCUCGGCGUGAAGAGGAGCUUCAUUCUGAUGCUCGAGUCAAGGAGCGUCUUAGAUAUGACUACUACAGCGAAUCAUGUCCGUCAGCUGAAAAGAUAAUCCGAUCAACGGUCAGAGAAUUGCACGAGAUGAAGAAUACUGUUGGUCCAGCUCUAUUGAGGCUAGCUUUCCACGACUGCUUUGUCAUGGGGUGUGACGCUUCAAUUUUGUUGGACUCUGAUGGUAAUGUUAAGAGCGAGAAAGAGGCUCGCCCAAAUCGAUCUAUUAAAGGAUUCGAACAGAUCGACACAAUCAAGUCGAGACUGGAAGAGGCGUGCCCUGGUGUUGUGUCUUGUGCUGAUACUGUAGCUUUGGCCGCAAGAGAGAGCGUCCUGCUGGCUGGAGGCCAGUUCUAUCCUGUUCUAACGGGGAGGAAGGACAGCAUCGAUGCUUUUCAACUUAAUGCAACUACAGAGCUUCCUCGUCCUGACGAUGAUUUUACUAAAGCACUUCGGUCAUUUGCGUUAAAAGGAUUUGAUGCAAGAGAAUCUGUUUCCUUGCUAGGCGCCCACAGCACGGGAAAGGUUCACUGCAAUUUCAUUCGUAAACGGCUCUUCAACUUCACUGCAAAUAAAGAACCUGACUCUUCAAUAAAUCCUGAGUUUCUGGAGAUUCUUAGAGCAGAGUGCGGCCACCAGCCUGCAUCAACACCAUCUGGAUCACCUUCUCCAUCAUCAGCAGAAAAUGGCUCACCAGAUGCUGCAUCUGUCGAGGAUCGAGCAAUGAGGAUGGACUACGAAGGAGCAGGAAAAGGAUUUGGUGAGGUAUACUACCGCAGUCUUUUGCAAGGCAAAGGAUUACUGUUUGUGGACCAGCAGCUCACAUCUGGGCCCGAAACCAAGCCUUGGGUCGAAACAUAUGCUGCAGACGUUCCACGCUUCCGAAGGGACUUUGGGCAUGCAAUGUUUAAGCUUACCCAUCUCCAAGUUGCUAAGGAGGGUCAGGUUCGGCUCAAUUGCAGAAGACUCAACUGAGAAUGACAUUAGAAACCAGAGAGUUUGUAUGCUGUUAAUUUUACGUGUUUUCGAAAGAAAAAAAAGUACUUUUUUAAUUGUGCCAUAGAUAGAACAUUAUUACAACCAUACCAUAUCAAUGGGAUA